Ornithodoros turicata is the source of this 4498-nucleotide messenger RNA. RefSeq lists its product as uncharacterized. Gene Ontology annotation, molecular function: DNA-binding transcription factor activity, RNA polymerase II-specific; RNA polymerase II cis-regulatory region sequence-specific DNA binding. The record is from RefSeq and is a predicted model, not a curated record. Lineage: Eukaryota; Metazoa; Arthropoda; Arachnida; Ixodida; Argasidae. Bases 105 to 4463 code for a protein of 1452 amino acids. The transcript has 19 exons. Gene Ontology annotation, biological process: regulation of DNA-templated transcription.
UCUCCGCGUGUUUAUCAUCGGUUAUCAUCACAUAUCGUUGGCUGCGAUAGUCCACAAACGAUUGCGGAGGAGAGGCAGUAGCGUGGUAUAUAUUUGCUGUGAAAAUGGGGAGGUGUUGUGUGAGAAAAUGCAGAGGGAACUCGGACGGUGGACCAAAAGUCCGGAUUUUCUCACUUCCGAGCGACGAAAGUCGCAGGAAGCUGUGGAGAGAAAUACUGUAUGUACAGGGUGUCGAUGUGAACUUACUGCGCGACCCAAAGGUUUGUGAGCUACAUUUCGAAGAGCGUUUCCUCCGAACAACAACAAAAUACGAAGACACGAAAACUGGGAAGGUCAUUGAAGCAACUAUGGGGCUGACAAGGCUAACCGCUGAUGCAGUACCGUCAGUUUUUACUGAACAGCUCAUCUCGUUAUCACAAGCACAAAGGGGGCCGACACACUCGUCGGGGAGCACGCAGUCAGCUGAGUGCCUCAAAGCUAGGUGUCAGAAUGCAUACACCGAAGGAGCGGCGAUGAUCAAGUGUGCCGUUGUAAGCUGUGGUGAGAAACCAUCAGAUAGCAACCAACUGCAUGUAGUGCCUGAAAAUGCGGUAAGACGCAUUCAAUGGCUGUCAGCCCUUGGCCUAGCAGACACUGCUCCAAGGAAAGACCUGGCAGUCUGCUCCAGGCAUUUCCUGCCUUCCGAUUUUGCGGAGAAGGGCAUUCUGUCCGAAGAAGCCGUGCCUUCGCUUCACCUUACAGAGAGUGCUUUGAAGACUGCACUCCAAUCACCAGGAAAGCGUAAGCGCAAGAACAGUAGGGAACUGGCCUUGCUCGAUGCUGCCAACAAUGUUGUUGUGGACCAACCAAGCGUGGGUCGUCCUUCCCGUCGAGCUGCCAGGGUUGCUGCGGCCAAGAUCUCCGACACCGUAAAGAAAUACAACCUAGCAUCAACACCACCCCAUGGUCAGGAUUCGGACGAGGACUUUGACCUGGAAGCUGAACAGCGUGCCGAAGGGGUCACACGGACAACUUUACUCCCAUCUAUGGUAAUUUUGUCGUCUCCCAUCCGGCAGCACCUACCCUCUCAGCCUGCGCAAUGGCCGCCUCGGGACUGCACAGUGACGCCAUCUCUCUGGAUGGAGUGUGACGAUGACAAGCUGUCUCAGGUCCAGAUGAUGGCACAUGCGCGCUCUGUACGAGCAUACGAGCGGAGCUCUCGUCGCAUUCAGGAGGCUCGAGCAUCAGGAUCCAAGGUACUGCUGUGCAGGCCGCGACUCAGCCUCCCAGCAGAGGUGGUGGCAGUUGCUGCUAACCCUACCACCACGGCAGUCGUUCCCAAAGAGAGUGUGCAGGCUACAAAGCCACUGAAGGUGAGCACUGGGAAUGGCAACUUUGUCGGCUGUGCAUCGUCCCCGAGGCAAAACCCUCUAGUCCCAAAUGCCUUUCAUGCAGAACAGUCUAUGCCAGCUCCAAAAUCUCUGACUGAAGUUCACAGACAAGAGGCAAAGCCUCGUCCCCUUCCUCUAAUCUUUGGUGGUAACACGGCAGUGACAGCUAAGAGUCUCCUCGCUGCCAAGGUAGUGCCCCAGCAAGUGCUCUCUGAAGACUCCUUAAAGGAGAAAGUUCGUCAGCUUGAUGACCAAUACUACAACAUUGUGGACAGAGACAACCCUAUUCCCUGGCUUGCCGAACGUGGCAUCCUCAGGGUUGACUUGGCUUGCAAAGUUUGCAAAGUUGGCAAAAUGGCUAUCAAAGCAGAUACCAGUUUGCCAUUCCAUUAUGCUCUGGAGUGUGCUGCAUCAAAGUGUAAACGGAGGUUAGCCCUCUCUCAGCCAAGCUUCUUUGCUCGUCUCAAACUUCCUCACUGGAAAGCGGUCGCCCUCCUGUUCCACUGGGCUCGACAGUCCAGCAUGGAUGACGUACUGGAGGAGCUGCAGCUUACUGCCGAACAAAUGCGUUCUGUAUGGCGUGCCAUUCAGGAUGUCUGCUCGCAAGCUAUCGAGAUCUGCAGGCCACAGUUGGGAGGCCCUGGAGUGCAAGUGCAGCUGGGUAUGGUGCAGAUGGGUCGCUUCCUGGUCAUCGGUGCCCUUGAUCAGGAAACUGGAUUGACACGGUUAAAAGUGGUCUCCAUAUCCAUGGGGUGGAAUUCUCCCUUAUUUGUCAAGUGCUUGGAGAACUGGUUGAAGGAAGAAACUGUUUUGCUUCUGCCCGAGGGGAAGGAUUGUAGCAUACCCAGCAUAAAAGUGGCAAAGGAGAAUGGUGAGACACCAAGAAAAGUGGAGGCAUAUAUGAUGAAGAAGCUGACAGAAGUAUUUGGACAUUUUGUGGUCAACCAGCUGCGUCUGGACUCUAUACAGGGGUUCUUAGAUGAGCUGCAGUGGAGGGAGCGUUUUGGCAGCAAUGCCCGAGAUGCCUUCUGGGGCAUUUUUAGGGAUUGCAUUGAGCAUGGGGGUUGGAAGGCAUCAUUCUCUGAGAUGAUGGUAGACACGCCAGUUCCCCCCCUCAUUGGGUCUCGGUCAUCAGCUGGCAUGCCUUCAUUGGAUAGCUCUUCAGAUUGUCCAGAAGUGAUAAACUGUGACAGCUCUGGUGAUGAUGAGGAUGAUAAACCCCUCGCAAAGUACAGUAAGGCAGAUGCAUCACCUGCAGAAAAGUGCAGUGAUUCAUCAGCUCAAGACACAGGUGAAACGCUAUCUAACAUACAUCAUAUCACAGUAGUACUGGAUGAACACUACUAUGCACGAAAGAUGCCUUCUCGCAGGACUGGGCCGCCUCUUGAGUCCAGGGGAAUCUUUCAAUUCAAGUGCCCAGUCUGCAAAAAGGUCAUCGACAACAAUGUGAAGAUGGUUAAACACAUCGUUGCUCACAUUGAAGGCAGCCGGCAGAAAAAUCCGGAUCUUAGUGACCUCACUGUUUGUAAAUUUUGCUUCAGAGAGUUUGAAACUCCCUAUAGUAUGCAGUGUCACAUGGAAGCAGCUCAUCUAAAAGAAGAAGGCAUAGUGUGUCGUAUCUGUAGCCAAGAGUUUGACUUGGUGCCUAGUCUAGUGGAUCACAUGAAACUGAAUCAUAGUGCUUCAGAAAUGCCAUAUUCUUGUCAAUUAUGCGGGUAUCGUUCAUCAUUUCACGAAGACAUCCUUACUCAUUUUCACCAGGAACAUUCAGGGACCAAUGCCUUGUUGUGCCGUUUCUGCCUUAAAGUGUACAUAAUUAAGUCUCUGGGCAACGCAACAACACUGGGCCUUCAGAGGUUCUACAGCCACCUGUUCAAGCACCUUGGGCGGACAUCUGUUCGCAGAUGUCCCAUCUGUUGUCUCGUUUUUUUUAAUGUGAGUGAAUUGAAAGCCCACAGGGAAAAGGAUCAUGUGUCAGCAAAGAACCAAAAUGGAGUGAAGCCGGUGGAGUGCAGUGCAUCUAGUCCCAUUCUCGUACCUGAUCCACACAUCAAACCAAGGAAAUUGGUGCAGCCUGUGCAGUACAGUGCUCCCUCACCCACACUCACCUCACCAUCAUCCUGCCAACCAAAGUUCUUUGUUCCCGCAGUCACCCUAGAGCCAAAAUCGCUUGCACACACCUGCUUCGAGUGCAGGAAGCCUAUAGAUGAAAACCAUUUUGCCCGCUGGGUAAGCUGCAGCCUCUGCAGAUAUUCCACCUAUUGCACAAAAGCCUUCGCUGAACAUGCGUUUUGCCGUCAUUCGUCAAAGAAAAGGCACUGCUCUCUCAGCAAUCACCUCAGGCCCGUCACCCUCCUGAAACCCGGAUCUUGUCCUUGUGGAUAUCAUAGUGCUGACGGAAAUAUUCUGGUCUCCCACAUGCUGCAGUGUGAAGAGGAAACAGCCAGGGUUGAGGUCUCAGAUCCAGCUCCAAUACACAGAAACUCGACAUGUUCAAUGGAAAGCUCAUCAUCUCCUGCUCCUUCCCUAGACUUUGAGAGUGCAGGCCUCAAUGAACCUUUCUCUGAGGUGUUCUCUUCAAGUGUUCCAACUGACCUUGCAAGCGACAUGCACGCUCCAGUUCCUGUACAUCCUCUGCCUUCUCCGUUUCUUGAGUUGGAUGAAGAAGAGCCUGAGGGACCCAGCCUGUUAAACCUGCUUGGGUUAAUGCGAAGACCCUCUUCCCUGUCUACAUUUGAAGAGUGUGAUUCAGAUUUAAGAAAGGAAGAGAAUCCAUGGCGUACCAGCCGCUUUGUGAGACCCAUGUGUGCCAGAGAGAAGCGGGAUGUCUCUCCGACAGCUGCUCCAACUGCAACUUUGGACACAAAAGGUGUGGAAAGCGUCGAGCCCAUGGGUGUCGGGGAUCCGCCAUCCCUCCAGCCUGAGAGCAUUUCAGAGACUACAUCCAGUUGUUCUUCAGUCGAUGCACCCACUCUGGAGUCUGAACUGAGAGCCACAGAGUACGAGGUCACAUCCUUGGAGCGGCCUCGGUUUGAACAAGAAAAAUCAUGGCCUAUAUUAGAGCCAUGCAUAAUUCUAGAUAGCACGGCAUAAUUUUUCUACAGAAUAAAGUUGUGAUAUAUUUUCCA